AUGAAGUAUCUAGAAGGAUCCAGAAGAGAGAAUUCAACUACAGUAACUGAAUUUAUACUUGUGGGCUUGUCGGACCUCCCUGAGCUGGAGGUGCUUCUCUUUUGUAUGUUUUUUCUGAUCUAUAUCAUCACCCUGAUGGGAAACGUACUGAUCAUCAUGGUCACAGUGAACCCAUCACUUUGCACCCCCAUGUAUUUCUUCCUGAGAGUCCUGUCCUUCUUGGACAUUUGUACUACCUCUGUCAUUGUCCCCAAGAUGCUGGAGAACUUUCUGUCCAAAGACAGGAGCAUUUCCUACAUGGGCUGUGCUGCUCAGAUGUACUUCCUGCUCUUCCUAGGGGCUUCUGAGUGCUUCCUUCUGGCAGCCAUGGCAUAUGACCGCUAUGUGGCCAUAUGCAACCCACUAAGAUAUACAGCCAUCAUGAACAGAAAGGUUUGUCUUUUACUGGCAGUUUUCUCUUGGUUCAGUGGUAACUUGGUGUCCAUGGUGCAGACAGCUUGGGUGUUCACUUUACCCUUCUGUGGGUCCAACAGGAUUAAUUAUUUCUUCUGUGACAUCCCCCCACUGAUUAAACUUUCUUGCAUUGACACUUCUCUGUAUGAGAUGCAGGCAAUGACAACCACAGUACUGGUCAUCUUUAUUCCUUUUUCUCUCAUUCUUGUGUCCUACAUCCGUAUCAUCUCCACCAUCAUGAGGAUAACCUCAGCGGAGGGUAGGCACAAGACCUUCUCCACCUGCUCCUCACACCUCAUGGUGGUGACACUGUAUUAUGGGAGUGGGAGCCUGAUUUACUUGCGACCCAAGUCCAGUUACUCACCAGAAAGCAACAAAGUCCUGGCUCUGAUGUACACUACCAUCACUCCCAUGCUGAAUCCCAUUAUCUACAGCCUAAGGAACAAAGAGGUGAAAGGGGCACUGAGAAGAGAGAAGAUGAAAGUGAUUUCUCACUAA
This is a messenger RNA of Alligator mississippiensis (American alligator), 951 nucleotides long. RefSeq names its product olfactory receptor 10A7-like. Gene Ontology annotation, molecular function: G protein-coupled receptor activity; olfactory receptor activity. The record is from RefSeq and is a predicted model, not a curated record. The coding region runs from base 1 to 951 and encodes 316 amino acids. NCBI's taxonomy places the organism in Eukaryota, Metazoa, Chordata, Crocodylia, Alligatoridae. Gene Ontology annotation, biological process: G protein-coupled receptor signaling pathway. The transcript has a single exon. Gene Ontology annotation, cellular component: membrane.